This is a messenger RNA of Aspergillus pseudonomiae, 1404 nucleotides long. Its product is annotated as amino acid transporter. Lineage: Eukaryota; Fungi; Ascomycota; Eurotiomycetes; Eurotiales; Aspergillaceae. The transcript is spliced from 5 exons. Gene Ontology annotation, molecular function: amino acid transmembrane transporter activity. The record is from RefSeq and is a predicted model, not a curated record. The coding region runs from base 1 to 1404 and encodes 467 amino acids. Gene Ontology annotation, cellular component: vacuolar membrane. Gene Ontology annotation, biological process: amino acid transmembrane transport.
AUGAAGAAACAGAUCGCUUCUGAUCCUGACCCGGAAAGUAUCACACAUACACAAUCUCAGGUCGGCGAAGGCUUUGUUAGCAAACCAAUUCAAGAUGAUGCUGUCUUUGGUGAGAUUUGUGAAGGAGAUACAAACUAUCGCGAUGUGAGCUGGAUGGGGACAACAGCUCUCUUGAUCAAAACCCAAAUAGGCCUAGGUGUUCUUUCGAUGCCGAAGGUUUUCGACAUCCUCGGAAUAGUGCCCGGGAUUGUUGUUCUUCUUACAAUUGCCGGGAUGACGAGUUGGUCGAACUGGAUGGUGGGUGUCUUCAAGCUACGCCAUCCUAGUGUUUAUGGAAUUGACGACGUGGGAAAAAUGCUUUUCGGGCGAGCUGGAUUCGAGCUAUUUGGUGCGGCGUAUACCUUGUACUGGAUAUUCGCUGGUGGUUCUGCUUUGCUGAGCAUCUCGAUCUCAUUUAACGCGCUCUCUGGCCACGCCGCCUGCACUGCCAUCUUCGUGGCCGUUGCUGCCAUCAUUGCCUUCAUAUUCUCUAGCAUCCAAACCCUUGCUCGUAUAAGCUGGCUCGCCUGGUUAGGCGCGGCAUGUAUUAUCACUGCGGUCUUCAUUGUCACUAUCGCUGUUGGAGUCCAGGGCCAUGCACCUAUGAGUUCAGGUGUCAUCCCAGAACCAGAUUUCAAGUUAUUUGGUGACCCAACCUUUGUCGAAGCCAUGACCGCUGUAUCCACGAUAUGUUUGACAUACGCUGGAACCCCGGCCUUCUUUAACAUUGUUUCUGAAAUGCGUAAUCCACAGCUUUAUACUCGAUGCCUAGCAAUUUGCCAAAUCCUUGUUACGGUCAUUUACAUCGUGGUCGGAACGGUUGUCUACUAUUACUGCGGAUCGCAUGUUGCCUCGCCUGCUCUUGGCUCGGCAGGAAUAUUGAUUAAAAAGAUCAGUUAUGGUUUUGCUCUCCCCGGACUGAGUGUUUCCGCAAUUCUACUACUUCAUUUACCUGCAAAACACAUUUUCAUUCGAAUUCUUCGGGGCACCAAACACCUUACUACACCGACUCGGACACACUGGGUCGUCUGGCUAGGGUCCACAUUCAGUGUGAUCUCUGUCGCGUACAUUGUCGCAAGCAGCAUCCCUGUUUUUAGUGAUCUCGUAUCACUGGUUGGGGCUCUCUUAGCAACGCCUUUGUGCUUUCAGCCUAUGGGAUGUAUGUGGCUGUAUGAUAACUGGGGACCCGGCAAGCGAGACAAGUCUGCGAGAUGGUGCGUGGGUGUUGCCUGGUGUGUCUUUGUCAUUCUGACUGGCUUCUUUUUGACAAUUGGGGGAACAUAUAGCUCUAUAGUGAGCAUCGUUACUUCUUACCAGAGGUCGGGGGAAUCAUCCGCCUGGUCCUGUGCCAACAAUGAUAAUUAA